Messenger RNA from Carlito syrichta (Philippine tarsier), 3366 nucleotides. RefSeq names its product FGFR1 oncogene partner (gene CEP43). Gene Ontology annotation, biological process: microtubule anchoring. The transcript is spliced from 14 exons. NCBI's taxonomy places the organism in Eukaryota, Metazoa, Chordata, Mammalia, Primates, Tarsiidae. Gene Ontology annotation, cellular component: centrosome. Gene Ontology annotation, molecular function: protein binding. The coding region runs from base 1 to 1320 and encodes 439 amino acids. The record is from RefSeq and is a predicted model, not a curated record.
AUGGCCUCGCGGCUUUGCCUAGGGUCCCCGCGCGUCCCCAGCAGGGCGGCCCGCCGGCCGCUCCCCAGCCGUGACCCACGCGUGACGCACUGUCCACGCUUCUCUCAGCUGCGCGCAGGCCCAGACCUGUGCAGCGAGGUCCACCUGCGAGGUCUUGCCAGCCGUUGGAAAAUCUCCUGGGAGGAUGCGGUGGGCGGGGAGGGUCGGCUGCAGGAGCGGUCCGCUGAACUCCGAGCAGCUGUGUUUUUAGCGCUAGAAGAGCAAGAGAAAGUAGAGAACAAAACUCCUUUAGUCAAUGAGAGCCUGAAAAAGUUUUUAAAUACGAAAGAUGGUCGUUUAGUGGCUAGUCUUGUUGCAGAAUUUCUUCAGUUUUUUAACCUUGACUUUACCUUGGCUGUUUUUCAACCUGAAACUAGCACAUUUCAAGGUCUUGAAGGCCGAGAGAAUUUAGCCCGAGAUUUAGGUAUUAUUGAAGCAGAAGGUACUGUGGGUGGACCCUUAUUAUUAGAAGUGAUCAGACGCUGUCAACAGAAGGAAAAAGGCCUAGCCACUGGGGAAGGUGCACUAGGUCUGUCUGAUGUGCAUUCUCCACCACGGUCACCAGAAGGAAAGUCAAGUGCACACACUGUACCAAGUAAGAUACCAAGGUAUAAAGGACAAGGUAAGAAGAAGACAAGCGGGCAGAAGUCUGGUGACAAGAAGGCCAACAAUGAGACCAGUCAGAGUGAUCCGAGUGUCUCUUCGUCAGGAUCCAAGAGCAAAAAUAGUCUUCACUUCUUGACCCAUGAAACAAAAAUGGGAUCUUUCCUAAGCAACAAAGCUUUAGAUGUCAAAGAGAAAGCCGGCCUUUGUCCAGAUGAAGAUGAUGUGGAGGGGGAUUCUUUCUUUGAUGAUCCCAUUCCUAAACCAGAAAAAACUUGUAGUUGGAGAAAUGAGCCUCGAAAGCAGGCGGGAAGCUUGGCCCCGCUCUCAGAUGCACCCCCCUUGAAGAGUGGACUUAGCUCCCUGGCGGGAGCCCCCUCAUUAACAGACUCUGAGAGUAAAAGGGCAAACACAGUUUUGAAAGAUCUGAAAUUGGUCAAUGAUAAGAUCGGAUCACUUGGAUUAGGAACUGGGGAAGAAGAUGACUAUGUUGAUGAUUUUAAUAGUACCAGCCAUCGCUCAGAGAAAAGUGAGAUAAGUAUUGGUGAAGAGAUUGAAGAAGACUUUUCUGUGGAAAUAGAUGACAUCAAUACCAGUGACAAACUCGAUGACCUUACACAAGACCUGACUGUGUCCCAGCUAAGUGAUGCUGCAGAUUAUCUGGAAGAUGUUGCCUAGACAUGAAGAGGGAAGGAAGUAUUCGCACAGAGGACAAAGGACUGCCUGUUCCAUCUUUUUCCAGACAAAUGCUCUUGGCCGGAAUGUCUGCUCCCUAUUGAUUGGUGCCUCGUGUUUCAAAAAAACUGCAUAUAUUUUUUUAAAAUUAACUUUUCAUUUUACUAAACAAAAUACUUCCUAUUUGAGCCAUGUGUGGAAGAUUUACUAUUGUUAAUUUGGUUUAGCUUUACAUUUCUUUAUGGAAAUUGGUGAUCUACGCUCAAGUUCAUUGGAGGGAGGGAGCCUGUGAAAACAUCAGUGUGAAGAGCAUGACAAAAGGUGUCAGUAUAGCCAUAGGUUUGUCCAACUCUGUGUGUGUGGCUGCUAGUACACAUGACCUUUGAAAACCAUGACUUGAGCCAUCUGGAAUUGAAGCUUACCCACUGCAGUGUAUUUUGAUGUGAGGUGGUUCUAUACGCAGUCGGCAGAUGACCUAAUGAAUUGUAAUACUGAAACCUGUAAAUGUGAGUUAAGCUUGAUGUGUCAACUUUGCUUUGUAUUUCCUUCUAUUUGGAAGGUUUCUUAGACUGUUGAAGUUACAUUGAAGUACUCUUGUGUGUGCUAUUUAGUUUUGCUUGUUUUAAAUAAGUCUGGAAGUGGUUGUGACUUAACUCAUAGACUUGUCAGUAACAGGUUACGUUUGUGGUCACCACUCCUCCUGUGUCCAUGUAAGCAGCUCUAGUCACAGAUUCUCUUCCUUAUAAUUUAUUCUUUGUAAAGAGUCCUUGAAACAUUAAAUACCAAAAUGCAUCUGAAACCAUUAUGCAGUGCUUUUAUUUCAGAUCUGUAAGUUAAUUAUAUUAAAAUCCAAAUUGGAAUGAAGUAGUAGUAAUGGCCUAAGACCAUAUUCAGUUUCACAAGCUUUGUAUACUGUACAUAAUUUCAUUGUGACCCUUUGAAAACAGAGCCAUGGUAGAAUUUCCAGCAGUCUCAUACGUGCUGUGAAGUGUGUGCGCCUAUGUACGUCACUGACGUAUUUAAAUGUGCAAGCAGGACAAAAGGGAGUGGAAGUGACGGUGUAUAUUCAUAGGGAUGUGGGUAGUGCUGUGGUUGCAUUAAGUUUUUGUACUUUUUAUUUCAGUUAAAUUAAGGAUUUUUAUUAAAUGUUACCUUUAUUAAUAAAAGGAGCGAACCAUGACUGGUAAGCAGACUCCAUGGUUUGCAUAAUUCCAAAUUUUCAUUUCAUAUUAGCCUAGGUAUUACAAAAAUAUUUUGAGGGCCCUAAAAUGCAGAGGAAAUGAAAAUUUAAGGAUUAAGGUGAUGUGGUAGCAUCUGGCUUUUUAAGAUUUAAUUGAAGCUAUGCUCUAGACAUGACGAGGGAGGAUGUCCAGCAGGUCCGGCAGCUUCCUCUGUUCCGCUCUCAGUCUGUGGGUGCCAUCUCCAUCUCACCUGACCUCAGCACAUCUGUCCAUUGGCAGCACCGUGGGAAGCCAUCUUGUGACUGAAAGUCCCCAACGUGCUGCUCAUCAGUGCAUUUCUUCAUCUGUCAUCUCUGUCAACAGCCCCGUUCCAGAAGCACUGUAGACUUGCUCUGGCCCUCUGGAAUCUGGAUCCCAUGUGUGAUUUAUUUCAGUGAAAUAGUUUGAAAUCAGCAUAGCGGGGUAUGGCUUUUUAAUUUGUGGAAAACUUGUGAAUGGUAGCACCUGGAAUUUGACACUUUUCUAUUAGAGAAUCAGACCUUGUGAUGAUAUUUGGAAGGUGGGGAGAAAAGCACCCAGUAGGAAACUUCAUCAUCAGUGCUACGUGUAUCUUAUGAAUAAUUAAAUGACUUUAACUGUGAACAUGUUUCCACAUGUGCUUCUUGAUUAGGUAUUAUCAACCUGUUCAGCUUCAAGGUGUGAAGUGACAGGUUUUGCAUGUGAUGAGUGUUUUUUCUUAAAAAUAAAUAUUGAGAUAUUAGCCCAUGAAACACAUUUUAAUGGUGUCCUGUGUGCUAAAGUGGAACUCCUAAAGUGCUCAUUUUAUUGAUGGUAACCGCAAAUUAAUAAAAAGCAUUUGUUCUUUGUA